UAGCAAUGACGACAAGCUUAUCGAUGAAUCUUCAAGGGUCCCUCUAAAGUCUUGAUCGUAGGCUUCUCGAAUUCCUGUUCGGCCCACUCUAACAAGUGGACGAUGCUCUCAGGUGCUCUCCAAUUCUUCAUCGCUUUCUUCAACUUGAAGAACAGGCAUUGACCCACCAUUCCUAUUGAAGGGGUCCAGAACCCUCCCCGCCGUACUUUUAUUAACGAAGUAUGGUCAACCCCAGCUCUAAAGGAUUGAACGAUUUAUAGUGGUGCCAUCGUUUGGCAACAACACCACGCUUGCAGCACACCUAACACCUCGUCCUUCCUGUUCCAUGCCUUGUGACGCCCGCCAAUUUCUCACUAACGAAUACUUGUCCUGCAGAACCAUCCACCAAUUCAACCCGUCCAUCCAUCUCGAACAGGCUAUCCCCCAACCGCUCAGGGCAGGCUACUCCACUCAUCACCACGUUCAACAGCGUCUUCCCAUUCUCGUCGGCCCCAUCAGGCGGCAUUGACGUCACUACCAGCUGCUGGUUCGACUACACGUCAAGUCGUGACCCUGAAAGCUGAGGAAGCAUUGUCAAAGUCGUACGGAGACGAGGGGUAGCAGUGCAGCACUCCGGGUUAGUAGAAUCUAGAGGCACACAUAUUGGCAUCACCUGCUGCGGCUUAUUUCACUUCCUGGUAAGUGAUUGACACUUUCUCUCGGUUUCUUGAUACUGUCAUGCAUAUAUAUCUCCAAGACUGGAGAGAUCAUCCUCGGCCCAGAGUCCCUUUACUACGUCCUCAUCCGAACGUGAAAUCGGCUUCCCAGUUCUCUGAUUCAUGCCUGUUUUUGUCAUAGGUCAAUUGCACUACUGUUCCCAUUCACCUUGACAUAUCUGCCCCCAUAUAAAGUCGUUCUCGUCCGCUUUCUGACACCUUCUGCUGUAACAUCAUCUUUCACAUUUCUUCCAAGCAGGGCAUAUAGAAGGGAACUCGAACUAGCAACUUGUAUUAACACUGUUCGUAAUGGAAACACAGGUUCAAACAGCAACCCAUCAACACGACCCUUGGGCUGCCACCCAUCAGGUCAUUCUUCAAUCAGCCACCAUGGAUCCUAAGCAACGUUUCUAUAACCAUUUCCUGGAGAGUGUUACAGUACUCCAAGACCUGAUCGAUGAGCUACCAUCCAUUGCUAGUGUCGGUGGCGAGCGCCAGGAGGCCAUUGAUCACAUUCUAGCCAGUAUCGCCAAGCUACAAAACGAAGUGUCAGAUGCUGCCGACUACACACCUUCUUAUGAUAGAAAACAGUAUUCUGAGACCAUUAAGACUCUCCAGGACAAACUGAACGAGACACUCACCAAAAUCACACCAAAGUCGAAGUUUCAGUUUCGUCGUAAGACCGACCACGUUGAUAUGGGCGCUCCUGAGAACGACCCUCGACUUAGCCCUGGAAGUCAUUCUCGGGCCAAGCAUGACACGGCCAUUGCAUCUACCAUCGCCAGUCCUCCUUCGGUGAGAAAGGAAGACACUCUCAGCGAAUUACCGUCCAAGGAUACGUACAAAAAUUAUAACGAAGAGAUGGCUCGACCCAGCGCAUCUUCCCUUCGUAAGCCCAGCUUCUCGGCAGCCAAGAAUAUUAGCAUUUCGAAUCAUUCAGGGCUACAUAUUAUUCUACCGUCUUCGGCGUCCCGUGCCACCUCUUCGGGCAGCCUCACUGAUCUCAAGAAUUGUAUCAUCGAUAUGUCUAUUCCGACAUCCUCGGGCUCAGCUUUCCCUGGCCUCGCUAUUAAGAACGUGUCCAAGAGCCUCAUCGUCGCGGGUCGCGUCAACGGCGCAGUCCAUAUCACAGGAGUGUCUGACAGCACGAUAGUUGUUGUGGCCAGGCAAGUGCGGAUUCAUGAGUGCAGUAACGUUGACAUCUACUUGCAUUGUGGCAGUCAUCCUAUUAUUGAGGACUGCUCUGGCAUGCGAUUUUCACCGCUGCCCAAGGCCUAUAUGACGGACGCUGAGGAGCCUGAAGAAAACCAGUGGGAUCAGGUCGAUGACUUUAAGUGGCUCAAGGCUGGUCACAGUCCUAAUUGGACCACUCUGUCCGAAAACGAGAGGCUCAGUGAUGACCUUUGGAGAUUUGUCGUCCCUGGCCAACCUGGUGUCAGCGUGGAGGAGUCCUUAAAAAAGCUGGGUAUUCCACGGAGGUGAUGACCAUGAUGAAUAGUUAAAGGAUGGCAUUCAUACCCAGCCGUAGGCUUCAUAUCCGCAGAUUAUGUAGAACGCAACGCGCAAAUGUAAAUCUUUUUAUUUAACGCGAAACUCCAAACACCCUGCUGAUAAAUCAAGAUGACAACCUCGCUAAAAAGAAAUAGUCUAAUCCCAAG
Molecule: messenger RNA, 2353 nt
Organism: Fusarium odoratissimum NRRL 54006
Lineage: Eukaryota; Fungi; Ascomycota; Sordariomycetes; Hypocreales; Nectriaceae
Exons: 5
Coding region: 1005-2177 (390 amino acids)
Biological process (GO): post-chaperonin tubulin folding pathway; tubulin complex assembly
Cellular component (GO): cytoplasm
Molecular function (GO): tubulin binding
Source: RefSeq, a predicted model, not a curated record